CUUUUAUAAUUUUGGGUAGUUUUAACGUAAUGUCACGUGAUCAUUUUAAAACCGGAAGUUAGUCUCUUUGAUCGCUUUAACAAUCACCAAUGGCGGACGCAGCAGCAGCACCAGCCGGUGAUAGCCCAAGGGGUGGAUUCCGUGGUGGCUUUGGAGAACGAGGCCGUGGACGUGGCCGGGGUAGAGGCCGCGGACGUGGCAGAGGACGUGGACGUGGCGCUAAGGAAGGAGACAAGGAAUGGGUACCAGUAACUAAACUUGGUCGUCUUGUUAAGGAUGGCAAGAUUAAAUCUUUAGAAGAAAUUUACUUAUUUUCACUUCCAAUUAAGGAGUGUGAAAUCAUUGAUUUCUUCCUUGUUCCUGGUACACUGAAGGAUGAAGUUCUUAAGAUAAUGCCUGUCCAGAAACAGACACGUGCUGGUCAGAGAACCAGGUUCAAGGCUUUUGUAGCUGUUGGCGACUACAAUGGCCAUGUGGGUUUGGGUGUUAAGUGCUCUAAAGAAGUGGCCACUGCCAUCCGAGGAGCUAUCAUUCUGGCCAAGUUGUCAGUUAUUCCAGUUAGAAGAGGAUAUUGGGGUAAUAAGAUCGGCAAACCUCACACUGUUCCCUGCAAGGUGACAGGGAAGUGUGGAAGUGUUUUGGUACGUUUGAUACCUGCUCCUAGAGGAACAGGUAUUGUAAGUGCUCCUGUACCUAAAAAGUUACUUACCAUGGCUGGUAUUGAAGAUUGUUACACCUCUGCCAGUGGGGCUACCUCAACUCUUGGAAACUUUGCUAAGGCAACUUAUUCUGCAAUUGCAAAGACUUAUUCAUAUUUGACCCCUGACCUUUGGAAAGAAACUGUGUUUACUAAGGCCCCAUACCAGGAGUUUACAGACUACCUAAUGAAGAACCACUCCCGCACGGCUGUUCAGCGCCAAGAACAGAAGGUCUAUUAACACUAGAUCAGAGGGCACACUAUCAUCAUAUUUUUGGUGAAUUCUUAAUGUUCUUGAUGUAUACAAUGACAACAAAGCUGAAAACAAAACAAAAAAUAUUUCAUAGUGAAGAUAAAUGUUGAAAGAAUGAAUUUUUUUUAUUCAUUAAAUGGUGUCCUUGUGA
Biomphalaria glabrata is the source of this 1101-nucleotide messenger RNA. Its product is annotated as 40S ribosomal protein S2. The coding region runs from base 90 to 938 and encodes 282 amino acids. The record is from RefSeq and is a predicted model, not a curated record. Gene Ontology annotation, molecular function: structural constituent of ribosome; RNA binding. Gene Ontology annotation, biological process: translation. The transcript is spliced from 6 exons. Gene Ontology annotation, cellular component: cytosolic small ribosomal subunit; ribosome. NCBI's taxonomy places the organism in Eukaryota, Metazoa, Mollusca, Gastropoda, Planorbidae.